Messenger RNA from Penicillium manginii, 675 nucleotides. RefSeq lists its product as uncharacterized. The record is from RefSeq and is a predicted model, not a curated record. NCBI's taxonomy places the organism in Eukaryota, Fungi, Ascomycota, Eurotiomycetes, Eurotiales, Aspergillaceae. The transcript has 5 exons. Bases 1 to 675 code for a protein of 224 amino acids.
AUGACUCGAAACGUCUUUACUAAGCAGGAGCCAAAAUCAGCAUUCCCUAAAUCCAAUUUGAACCUCCCUUGUCACGGGGCUUGGACAUCAAAAAUUUGGAUCGGCUACGAAAUAUCUUUCGUAAGAAUCAUUGUCACCGCCUCAAUGUCCAAAACCAUAUACAAGGACCUAGUCAACACUAUCCACAUAAGAGACCAAUAUUAUAUUAUUAUAGUCAAUCCUACUAUAUUUUACAAGGACUCUAACCCAGCACUCAAAACCAGCCUCGAAUAUAGUAUAUUUAUAAAGGAGAAUAAUAGUAAAAACAACCGGGAUAUUAAUACAUUAUGGAUCAAUAUAAACAAGCCCAUAAACUUCUUUAACCGUUCUUACCUAGGUAAUAACACCACCCCCGAGAAAUUCGCCAAGAUACUCCCAUCCCUGGAUUCCCAGAUAGCCUUCAACCCAACUUCACUUCCGGCAAGUCGGAGGGAAAGCACUUAUCUAUUAUUAUCAAGCGUAACAACUCUAAGCCCUGAUCCUAUCACAAUCUCAGCUGGGAAGACUAGUUCUGGCUAUAGACCUAAUAAGUACAAGGGACUACCAGAUCGUAAGCUAAUCAGACCACUAUUUAUAAUUCAAAACAGUACAGGUCCCACACUCACUGAUAGCACUACCAACACCAACAUCAUAUAA